UAAUAACGAAAUAAGGCUCUACUGAAACAAUUAGAGCCAGCGCAUCAAGAAAUCAAACCAUUUUAUUAAAGUUUCACCACAGACAACUGAGCACAGCAAACAGAGCGGACGUCUGCCCAUGCGCAUACGCGUCGCGUUUAUGAUGAAAAGUCGGAAAUGGGUGAGGCCAUUUGGAAUUUUGGCGCGAGCGCGGAGCGUUGGGUUCCCUUCUCGAAGUUUGGCGCGCUCCUCAGAGAAGGGAGAGGAGGAGGAGGUGCGGUGGGGGGGACUGAGCGGAAAAAACCCGGGAUUGCUGCGUCUGGGAGCCCACGGAGAAUCCGAGCUUUUCUUCUUUCGCGACUCCGAAUUUAGGAGGUAGAAUUUAAGUAGACAUGCCGGUACCUCUUGACUGUUCAGGUGCUGUGUCUCAGUUGAGCCAUACUCCUUUGCCAGUGCCUGCCUACUUCAAGGAAGCAGAAUGCAGUUUUUCCAUCAAAAAGACCCGCCAACCACUGAGCUAUACCCUUCCUCCACGGCCACGCCACAAGAACACAUUAACUGUGAGUCGAAUUUUCUCUGAUCGCCGUCUGCAAUCUUGGACAAAGCUUCAGCCACGUAGUGUUUCCUUCCAUGGCUUGCACAAGCAGAAAUUGCCUCUACAUAAUCAUCUGUAUGAUGCUUCUAAAAGAGAGUUGUUUUUCAGGCAAUGUUUUCAGAAACUCAGCUAUUUGGGAGGAGGAUCUUUUGGAGAAGUAUAUAAGGUACGGUCUCAUGAAGAUGGUCAGUUGUAUGCAGUGAAGCGUUCUGUGGAGCCUUUCCGGAGUGAGGGUGACAGGCAGCGCAAACUGGCUGAGGUGCGCAAGCAUGAGCAUGUGGGGCACCAUCCCAACUGUGUGAGCUUUAUACAGGCUUGGGAGGAGCGUGGUCAGCUGUACAUCCAGACAGAGUUAUGCCCGGGCACCCUGUUGCAGUACUGUGAGGAAUAUGGCCCUCUGUCUGAAUGGCAAGUUCAGACCUUUCUUUGGGAUAUGCUUCAAGGACUGCGCCAUUUACAUGAUCGUAAUCUUCUACACAUGGAUAUCAAGCCAGCUAACAUCUUUGUAUCAUCAACCAAUAUCUGCAAGCUGGGCGACUUUGGGCUAAUGCUGGAGUUGGACUCUGGGGAUCUGAGAGAUGCUCAAGAAGGGGAUCCACGCUACAUGGCCCCAGAAUUGCUCCGUGGAGAAUAUACCAAGGCUGCUGAUGUCUUCAGUCUUGGCAUAACUAUCCUAGAAAUUGCCUGUAAUAUGGAGCUCCCCAAUGGAGGUGAAGGUUGGCAGCAACUUCGACAAGGUUAUUUGCCUCCUGAAUUCACUGCAGGUCUCUCAGUUGAACUGCAGAAACUUCUAGUUGCCAUGUUGGAACCUGAUCAUCUUCUCCGGCCCUCGGUGGAGAUGUUACUUAAUUCUAGUCUCAUGCAGAAAACUCAGAAGCGACGAAAACUUGUGCUAUUAGCACAAUCUGGGAUCCAGCAGUGUGUCUCCAUGUACAAAACUCUCCUCAGGUUCAUGCAAUGGCUCUGGAGAGCUGUGUGCAGUCCAACUCAGUGGUUGCUCUUUUGGCAUCCAACUGUUCCAGCUACACCACCACAUUCACCAUAUCUUCUUCCCCUGGAAAACAGCAGUGAGUGGGAUGGAGAAAAUAAGGGUGAUGAAGAGAGCCUUGGUGAGGAUGUGCUUGAGCCUUCAGAGAUAAGUGAACGACAUAAUCACACUUGCCCUGUGAAGCUGCAGUCCUUGGAUAAACAGCCUGUUUCCCCCCUCCUUACCAUAUCCCCAUGUGCAAGAAGCACCUCCACUCCGCGGCAUCCCUCACCCCAACAGACUAGUUUCAGGAAAAGCAGGUCUUUUACACUCCAGGGAAGUCCCAACCUUAGUUGCAUUAGUCUAAAGUCCUCAUGCAGCAGCCCCACUUCAUCAAAUAUGUUACCUGUGAAUACAUUGCAACAUACACCAACACAUGAUGAAGAUGAAUGGGAAUCUGUUUUACAUCAAUGCUCCACUUUUGAGCCAAAAAAUUUGCUAAGCUUAUUUGAGGAUUCUCUGGCAUCUGAGCAAAAAUGUCAGAGCUGAUGGGGAAAUUAUAUUUAUUUGCUGGUUCGCUUAGGCCCUUUUUUUGGAACAGGAAGAAGCUCUUGUCAUUAGCAUUAUGCUAGAGGUCAAUAUGCUGAGCGGUACCAAAUUUUGACUGAGUUCAGACUAGCAAAGGAAAGGCAAGUUUUCACAGAUGCUUUACUGUGUAUAGAUUUUAUCUAUAUAUGAGGCUGUUUUUGAGAUAUUUUUUUGCUUUAUAAUUUAAGAAUAUUAUUUUGCUGGCAAUCAGUAGAAAGCAGAUGACUCUGUUACUAUUUAAUAGAAAAGGCAUCCUACUUUUAUACAAAUUUAAGGAUUGAAUACCUUCUGCAUACAUUUAUAAGUUUUGUGUUUGUAUCCCAAAGAUUUUUUGUCAUUUGUGGAAUUGGACUACUCUUUCAUUCUGGGGAUUUACAAAUGUGGUAGUUUAAGUCAUGAUAAUAAAAGCAUUCAGAAUUUUCACUAACUGGUCUGUUUCCUUUUUAAAAAAUAUGACUAUAAAGUAAAACUCCUUUACGGAAAAAAAAAAAAAGACUUAAAGGAGAUGUUAUUUAAAGCCAAGUGUAAUAGAUGAUGAGGGAAGCUAUUUGAGUUUCUUGUUUAAUGGAAGAAAUCUUGAAAAUACAGACCUUUAUAGAGAAGUGACUGUAAACUCUGCACAGUAUUAUUAGCUCCCCAUAUUUUGUCUCUUGGUUUCGGGAUUUUCCAAUCAGAUUAUAUGAGAUGCCUACUCUUACUGAGUAGAGAAAAAAGUGACUGGUUGAUUAAAAAUGUGCUUUCCUGGAAGCUUAUUCAUUUUACUUUAGUGAGCUCCUAUUAGGAUAUAAUUAGGAUGCAUGUAUUCUUAUUUUAUAAUAUCCAACUGUAGACUCAUGUAGGC
Messenger RNA from Notechis scutatus (mainland tiger snake), 2970 nucleotides. NCBI's taxonomy places the organism in Eukaryota, Metazoa, Chordata, Lepidosauria, Squamata, Elapidae. The record is from RefSeq and is a predicted model, not a curated record.